Molecule: messenger RNA, 5482 nt
Organism: Pipra filicauda (Wire-tailed manakin)
Lineage: Eukaryota; Metazoa; Chordata; Aves; Passeriformes; Pipridae
Gene: ZC3H11A
Product: zinc finger CCCH-type containing 11A
Exons: 18
Coding region: 1972-4404 (810 amino acids)
Molecular function (GO): metal ion binding
Source: RefSeq, a predicted model, not a curated record
UUCCAGGAAAAACUUCCUCUUGGAGUCACUUCCCGGCUGGAGUGGCCCCUUCCCAAGUGGCUGCUUCCAGGGGAAACUGAGCUUCUUUGGGAUUCACUAAAACGUUUCAGUGAGGAGAGGGAGGGGGUUUCACAGCAAAUCGCUGCCAGGCCCCGGGAUUGAGUUCAGAAACAGGGAAAGAACGGGAGUGGUUUAUUUAAUUAUUCCUGUCUCAUCCUGGAGUGGAUGUAGCAGCUUCCCUGGGUUUGGGGUUGAUUCCUGGUGCCUGUUGGAGGAGGAAAAGCCGGUGGACAGUGAGAGUGGUUGAAAAGGGGGGGUAGAACAUGUAGUUCCUGGUGCUUUUCCUCCCUUGCAGGGGAGAAAUGGGGGGUUUGAAACAUCGAAUAUUGUUGUAAGGAAUUAAAGGCACAAAGAGAGCAGCAGGAGAGACUUUUCCAGGGAAAUCUUGUGGCUCUAAAACCAAAAAUUCCCCACAGGGAGGUGCAAGGAAUCUGCUCUCAGGUGUUUUUUGAGGUGCAGAAAGGUUUGCUUCCUUCUUGCUCUUCAAUCCAGGACAGAGGCAGGUCAGGAAAGUGGGAAAUCAGGCAGGGAAUGGGAUUGGUUCUGCAGUACCAGGAAGGAGAAGCUUCUAAAAUACACUGAACAGGUUUUCAUUCUAUUAUUUAUCUUCCCUUAAAAUAUAUAAAGUUUACCUUGCUUUUGGUCAUGUUUUUCCUGACCCUCAGCUACUGUAUCUGUAAUUAUUUUAUUUGAUUUAAUUUUUUACAAAAUGGGUUCAAAAUCUCUUAAUACGAACAUUUCACUGGAGUUCUGGGGGAAAAAAGUGUUUAAAGUUCUCAUCGACUUGGAUCAGAGGCCUGCUGAGUGCACCAGAGUUACUCAUUUUUAUUCUGAUUUUCUGGGGUGAAUUCAGUUGAUUUUUGCUUAGCACUCAGAUUGCCACUUUAAAAUUAAAGAAAAAAAGAUGUUUAAUUAACUUUGUUUUAUAAUUAAAUUACCUUUAUGGAGUUUAGAACUUUUAAGGGGUUUUUUGUUGGGGUUUUUGUGGGUUUUCUUUUUCGUUGAUUUUUUUUUGUUAUUGUUGUUAAUUGUUUUAAAGUUUUGCUUUAUUCCCGUUCCUUAAACAAGAUCCAUUCAAAUUCUGACCAGGAAUAUGGAAAUAUGGAAACCCAAAUGUGGAAUAUGGAAAACUGCUGAGCUGAUUUAGUUUAAAGGAACUCAAUCUGAAGGGAUAUUUUUUUUUUCCCCCCAAGUGGUGGAUGUAGGAAUGUUGAGUUAUAGGCGUGUCUCACUUCCCAAGGAAAGGAAAUGCCACCUUCCAGACCGGGAAUUCCUGGUGAUUUGUGUGUGAAUGCCUUUGCUCAGCCAAGCCCUGGCCCUUAAUUACCAUCCACUGAAGUGUUGCCUUGUGCAAACUGAAGAAUUUCGGCCUUGAGAUUGAAUCUAAAACUCCCAAAAGCAAAACACUUGGAAAAAUGUGUCUCCUUGAACCUCCACACGUAGGAGCUCCAGGAAUUUUUAGAAUUAGGUUCCAAGGAAUCUGAAUGACACAAAGUCUGUUUUUGAAGGUGCUAAAGGUCAAGAGUGAAUAAUCCCAUGGAUAUGGAAGAAGGGAAGGAAACCCUGCACUUAAACUCCUGUUUUAUUCCCCUUAUCAAGCAGUCAAAAAACAAUAACACGUAUGAGAACCCAACUUUUCCUCUCUUUAUUUUAGAUUUGGGAAAAUUCCUUGCCAAAAAAAAAAAACAACCAAACCCUGGAAAAUUCACUAGUGUUUGUGAGAAGGGAACUGGAUGUCUGGGAAGAUCAAAGUCUGUGCUGAAGUUGUCCAGGGUUACUUUUAAAAAGAAGAUUUCACUGCUAAGCCAGUAGAAGACUUUGAGUCCCAGAAAAGUGAAGCCAGUUUCUGCCAAGUCUGGAGGAAGACCCUGAGAGCAAACCCUGAGAGCUCAUUGCAGGAAUUUAUCCAUUAUGUCUAACCAAGGAGAUGACUGCUACUUCUACUUCUAUUCCACGUGCAACAAGGGAGACAGCUGUGCCUUCCGCCACUGUGAGGCUGCUCUGGGAAGUGAGACCGUGUGCACCCUCUGGCAGGAGGGUCGUUGUUUCAGGAACGUCUGCAGGUUCAGACACAUGGAAAUCGAUAAAAAGCGGAGCGAGAUCGCCUGUUACUGGGAGAACCAGCCCGGGGGCUGCCAGAAGUCCAACUGUGCUUUCCAUCACACCAAAGGCCGUUACGUCGAUGGGCUCUUCCUACCCCCCAGCAAAACCACACUCCCAAGUCCACCUGAGUCUGCAGAAGACGAUGUGAAAAUGGCUCAGAUGUCACUGCAGCAAAACAAACUCUCUGUGCAGUCCAACCCCUCCCCACAGCUGAGGGGGGUGAUGAAAGUGGAGAACUCAGAAAAUGUCCCGAGUCCUACACACCCUCCAGUUGUCAUCAAUGCUGCAGAUGAUGAUGAAGAUGAUGAUGACCAGCUUUCUGAAGAAGGAGAAGAAACUAAAACACCUGUCCAGCAGCCAGCCACAGAAGCCCAUAAUGGAUUGAGGCUGAUUUCCACUAGGAAAUCCAAUGCUAAUACAAAGCAAGAUGACAAUUUAAAUUUCGGAAUAAAAACACUCGAAGAAAUCAAAUUGAAGAAACUGAAGGAAAAAGCCAAAAAACAAGGUGAAGGUCCCUCAGGAGUUGCUGUUGAUCCGCUCCAAGCUCGGACAAUUCCUGUGCCAGAGAAGGAAAACGUAAGGACAGUGCUGAGAACUGUGACUCUGUCCUCAAAGGAAGGUGAGGAUCCUGUGAUCCAGCUGAAUCUUCCUGACAGACUGGGAAAACGGAAAACUCUCAUAGGAGGUAAAACCUUCCUUCCUCUGAGGCGUAACGUUGCUGACAGGCUGGGCAGGAAGACAGAGCUGCUGGAGAAUGCUGAGAAAGCCCCCAGGAGAGGCACAGUUCAAGUGCUGAAGUCCCUGAGGGAGAGGCUGGGACAGCCCUCUGACCAGAGCAGCACAGAGACAGAGAAGGCUGCCAAGCCCAUCGAGGAGAUCCGGGUGAAGACCCUGGAGGAGAUUCGGCUGGAGAGGGCGAGCCAGAGGCGGGGGGAGCCCCCGGCCAAGGCCCCCGGCGAGGCCCGGAGGGCGGAGGAGCCCAGCCCAGGGACCAGACCUGCCCCCCCCGUGCGCAUCAAAUCCCUCUCGGGAGCCCUGGCUGAGAAGAACCACAAGAAGUUGGAGGAAGAGAAGGGAAAACCGGAGGAGUUUCCUGCCAAGCCAAAAGCCGAGGGAGAGCCCAGGAGGAGCGUUCCUGCUCCGGCCGUGCCCGGCAGGGUGCAGCUGGCAGAGCCAGGGAGAGCCAAGCCAGCGGGAGAAGUGCGGAUCAAAACCUUGGAGGAGAUCAAGAGGGAGAAAGCUCUGAGGAUGCAGCAGAGCGGGGAGAACGUGCCCGCUCCUCCUGCACAGCCCGAGCCUGCCCUCAGAGGGAGGAAACUGCUGCGGGUCACCAAGCUCAUAGCACCUGGAAGAGAAGAAAAAAUGAUAGUGGAAUUGAACAAACCUUCUCCAAAAACUGUCUCUGCACCUGCAGAGCCCUCUGGUCAGAGUGCAGCUAAUUCCACAGUGCAGGUGAAGAGCCUGGAGGAGAUCAUGUGGGAGAAGCGGCAGCUGAAGCAACGCCAGGAGAAGCUUCAGAAGGAAGCAGCUGCUGUGCCAACCCCAGUGGAGAAACCAGCCAAGGAUAAAACUCCCCCAUCAGGGAGCCCUGAAUCCGCCGUGGUUUCAGGACCAGCUUAUCAGCUUGGGAGGAGGAAACUGGUGAAGCCUCAGGAGGACGGGGUGGGAAGCCCAGAGAAGGACCCCGCAGUGUCCCCAGGGAAAAAGGCAGCCCAGCCUCCGGAACGGAAAGCUAAAACCAAAUCCAAGGUGUGCCUGAAGCCUUUGGACGGGAGAGCCACGUCCUCCCCGAGGCAGACCCUGAAACGCAAGGCCACCGAGAGCCACCCCACUGCCGUGGUGGCCGUGAAGCCCCUCAGUGCCACCGGUGGGGACACCAAGGAGCCCUCAGCCAAGAAAGCAGCUGCGGCCGUGGCUCCUGCUUUGCCAGAGGACAGCCUGGUCUCCAUACCUCGGAGGGAGAAACCUCAAAGCAGCCCUGAGCUCCACCUCGGGAGCCAGGCAGACUCCCUGGCACAGUCAGAGGUCUCCAGCUCGACUUCAGCUUCCUCAGAAGUGCCGGUGAAGCUGCGCCGGCUGAGCUCCACGGGCUCUGCCAAAGCACCUCUGUCUGUGGAAGACGACUUUGAGAAGCUCAUUUGGGAAAUCUCAGGAGGCAAACUGGAAGCAGAGAUUGACCUGGACCCAGGGAAGGAUGAGGAUGACCUCCUUCUGGAACUUUCGGAGAUGAUUGACAGCUGAACUGCACAGUCUUAAAAAAAAAAAAAUAAAAGACAAAAAAAAAAAAAAACAACACCAAAAAAAACCCCCAUAAACUUCCUCCCUACACAACCCCCAAACCUGUAUAUUUUGUUGGAUACGUGGAGGUGAUCCUUUCCUAGCUGAGGCUGAAGGCACAGUUGGAUGGGUAGGAUUAGGCAGGAUCUGCACUCAGUUGUCCUGAAUUUCUGCCGGACUGUCGGUGGCUCCUUCCACAUGGAGUGGACAAAGCACUUGUGUUUUUUUUUCUGGGGACACAGAGAUCCCAUCUCCAGACUGUGGUGGUUGUGAACUGAUCUGCUCAUUCUGUGACACUCCGAAGGCUUCAAACAAAAGCUCCCACCUUCCCUGGCACGCCCCAACAUUCAGCACAUUUCAGCGCUUCGUGUUCGGAUCCCGUGGACAGUUGGUACCCAAAGCCUGGAGUUACUAUGUCAACUCUUGAGUUUUACUGCUGUACGCUGUCAUUUUGACUUUAAUUAGGGGAAUUAAUGACAAUGCUGGGGGGGGAGGGAGCAGAUUAAUUAGUAUUUCGGACCAAACACGCUGCCAAGGGCAGUGGCUGGGGUGUGUCCAUCCAGCCUUACUUUGAAUUAUCAGGGUGCUUUUUCCCGAUGGGAACAGGGUCCUGGGGUGGGCAGCCAGGAUUCCUCUCGUCGUCUGCAGUGAAUUGGGAAAGGAAGGAUUGGUUUAAGUGCCUCUUGGUUCCAAGCAUUGCUCCCCUGAGCUGCCGAUCCUUCAUCCUGCUGAAGGAAUUCCUCAGCCGUGACGUCCGCCAGCAUCCGUCUCACAUGCCCAUGGAAUGACUCUGGGAGAGAGGAAGAGGGCAUGGAAGGUUUCCUCCUCCUCUAUCAGCCCGUGGAGGCGGGAUUUUGGUGUAUACCAUGGUUUCUGUAAAUAUUUUAUUCUUCCAUUUUAUAUUUGUAUUCUAUUUAAGGUAUUAAACGUAGGCUGGUCACCUCCGCCCGCCCCGCUCGUGUCUGUACAGACCUCCUGGUUCUGGUUUCUAUGUGUAUUUUAUUUAAGGAAUUGUAUUAAACACCGUCUGGUCGCCUCCUCC